Molecule: messenger RNA, 831 nt
Organism: Notechis scutatus (mainland tiger snake)
Lineage: Eukaryota; Metazoa; Chordata; Lepidosauria; Squamata; Elapidae
Source: RefSeq, a predicted model, not a curated record
UCGACGUGAGAGCAUUCGUCCUCAUGGCUCUUCUCGCUUGCGUCUUGGGCCGACGUUAUAAUUUUUGCUCCGCCGGCCGGAUCUGAGAUGUUCUCCAAGCGAAAGACUCGCAACGUCCAAGCCACUUGUCCCAACGUGCUGACCCCUGACACAAUCCCUUCCUUUUUGAUCCCACCCAACCUCGCCACCCUCCAAGGCCGCCGGGCAGCUGGGAACCCCAGGCUGGGUGAUGCAUCAGCCCUGCCAGUCAAAAACAAGGGCGCUGCGGUGCAGGAGGAGGGACCGCAGGCCGGGACGCGACGCCCAGGCACUCCCGCCACGAUCCAGCUCCCAACCCCGAUGGACUUGGGGUGCCUGCCCGAAAGCCCCAACACCUGGCGGCGGGAAUCGCUGUUCCAUAGCAAGCCCCCGCCCCACCGAGGGCAAGUUGGCUGCUUUUCCUCCCCACGGACAAGGCCCCUUUCGCAGCCCACUCCGGGCCCGGACAGCGACACUGCCUCUUCCGCGGAAAAUUCCCCGUACAAUUCCCCCGUGCCCGUGCGUCCUCUCGAUGGGCUCCUGCCGGGCCACGGCUAUGGGCACCGGCGGCGUUUGGCAUGCCGCUCCCCGCACACCCUGCGUCCCAGCUCCUUCUCCACGGAGGACACCAGUUCGACGGACACCAGUCCCUGCUGCCUGCGCCGCGAGGCCGACCCUCCCUGGAUCUCGCCGGGUGCUUGGUCCCUGGCGCCGCUCUUCCCCCUGGGCUUGAUCCGCUGCCGCCAGCGGCUGACCAAAGAGGUCACGUUGACGGUCAGCCAAGGCGGGCAGCUGCGUCUCUCCAGCGAGUAC